AUGCAGGGCAAUCUGGGUUUUAUAAGAUCCGUAAAGGGAUUACCCUUUAUUCCAGAUAUCUCUUUUUUGUACACAUUGUUUUUGAAUGUCAGCCGUAGAAAGCGACCACCAAGAAAGAUGAAGCCGCAGGAAAUGGAAAAGAUUAUCAAAGUUCUGAUCAAGCAGGAAGAAGAUGAGGCAACUGCAUUGGAAAAUGUUGAAAACGAUUUCUAUCUGAACUACCAAAAAAAACCUCACAUACAGGCAAGUAUGAGCCGGAGACCUAGGUAUCUUAACUAUGUGCUUAUGGAUAAGCUAGUCGUUGAUAACACAUAUGAAGCAUCGAAAGCUAUCCAAACCAUCUAUAAGCUGAAGAGGGAAGCAGAGAUGAGAAUGGAGGAACUGAAGAAGGAGGUGAAGAAACUACUAGAAGAUGAUCGAGCUUAUGUCGAUUAA
Messenger RNA from Lactuca saligna, 435 nucleotides. The record is from the annotation of a GenBank genome assembly. Lineage: Eukaryota; Viridiplantae; Streptophyta; Magnoliopsida; Asterales; Asteraceae.